CGCUCUUCCUUUGCUUCCUCUCUCUCUCUUUCUCUGCGCUUCCAUUUUCGUUGUCAUUAUUCUCUCUCUCUCAAAAUUCCUUCUCUUCGCUGUUAGGGUUUCGUUUCCUUUACUUCAAAAUCAAAACCUCUGCUUCACCGGAUUAAGCGUCCGUAGCGGUGGUACCUUUAAUUGGAAAAUCCCGAGGGUUGGGUUUCGUUUCCUUGAUGGGGCUAAUGCUGGUGAUGAUAUUGUCAAGGAGAGUAAUGGUGUUGGCUGAAUCCAUGAAAAUAUAAAAGGAUCUGUAUUGAAUGAAUUUGUUUUUUCCUUCCAUGUUAGCGAAUGCAAAUUUUAGUGCGUUUGAUUAAGAUGGGUUGAAGAGAUCUGCAUGCUAGCUAGAAAAUUAAAUUAGAAAUGGCUAUUGCUGGUCUACACAGUGUGUCUGUGCUCGACUCUUCUUUCCUGAGGGACUCCCAUUCCCAGUCCUCUGGGAGAGGUGGAGAGAGAAGACGGGGAAGCACCCAGUCUUCUUCAAUCCUGCGAAUGUGGCGAGAGAUUGAAGAUGAACAUGUGGUGAAUCAAGUUCAAGGAAGACCUGGUGAAGUAAUUGAACAAAGGAGGGAUGAGUUAAUUGUGGACCGUUCGCGGGACAAUAGACUGGAUAUCCAAGAGAGAGCACAGGGGCAUGUUCUAGAAGAUGCAGUUUUGGGUGAGAAUGAAUCUGAAACAUGGUCACAGUCACAAAGUCAGAAUGAAUCCCAUGAUGAUCUUGAGGAUUUAAACAAUUCUACCUGUGAGAACUCUUCCGCCUUGGGAGAAGUUGAAAGGGUAAGAGUGAGGCAAAUUUUCAGGGAAUGGAUGAACAGUGGUGCUGGGGAUCAUGUAUCAAACAUUUCCCGAAGAAGUAAUGGUUCAAGGGGACAAUGGCUCGGAGAAACUGAGCAAGAAAGGGUGAGAGUUAUACGGGAGUGGGUACAAAUGAGUAGCCAGCAGAGAAGUGUUUCUCCUGGGGAAAACAGGGAAGAACCAUCUGCUGAAAUUGAUACACAAAUUGAACGUGUGCGUGAUGGACUCAUUGUUAACCAGAUUGGGGGCCAAACUGAGCAUACAAGGAGGGGCAUACGAAAAUUAUGUGGCCGACAGGCUAUGCUUGAUAUGCUUAAGAAGGCUGAGAGAGAAAGGCAAAGGGAAAUUCAUGAGUUGUUGGACCAUCGGGCCGUAUCGAAGUUCCCUUAUCGGAAUCGCAUUCAGGCACUGCUUAGAGGCAGAUUCUUGAGAAAAGAUGGACCUGUUCAUAAUAACAGGCCCCUUUCUGUUGCAGAAAGUGAAUUAGGCUUCUUGAGGCGAAGACAAACUGUAUCAGGUCUAAGGGAAGGAUUUUCCUCCAGAAAGGAAAAUAGUGGAUGCUGUGAAGCUACCAGCCAUGCAUCUGAUGCUUCAUCUAAUGUUGAUAUUGAUUUUAAUAUGAAUGAACAAACAGGAUCAAGCAGUUCACACAUGGUCCCAAGUGUACAUUCUGAGCAGUAUGACCCUAGUGACAUGGGAAGCAUUGUACUUGGGGUAUCAGACAGCCAGAUAAGUUUACAAGGAACCACAUGUGAAAAUUUAGAUUGGCAAGAAUCUACUGCUCAAGUAGGAGAUCAUUUGCCAAUUAAAUCAAAAGAUUGUCAAUCAUCAUGCAGUGUGGGCAUUGAAAGAGGGGACAAUAUUGAGCAAAAUGUUACUGUGAUGCCAACUGAAGAUACUACUAAUGAACUUACCCUACAAAGUUUGCAAAUUGCAGAUUCAGAGCAUAAUAUUAAUCAAGAAUUCUGCGAGGUGCAUAAUGAGCAAUCUGGGCUCGGUGAUUUAAAUAAUAAUGAAAACAAUUCUUCAAAUCACAACAAUCAUAUGGAGGAUAAUGUUAAUGAUGAUGUAAAUUGGAAUGAAUCUAGUGCUCUUGAAGGAGAACAGCCAGAAGAAGCUUUUGAAAAUGAAGGAAGUGGGUGGUAUCAGAGUGAUACUGAAUGGAGAAAUAGCACCGAGGAAAAUGUUGAUGAUAAUCAGCUUAGUAAUACAGCAAACGAGUGGCCUGAAAACAAUUUGGGAAAUGAGGAUGGAGAGAAUUCUCGUCUGCCGGAAUCUCAUGAAGUGUGGCAUGAAGAUGGUGGCUUCCAAGAGGCUGUAGAAAACUGGCUGGGAGGACCUUCUGAUCAUGAAAGUGCUCCAGUUGGUAGAAUUCGUGGAUUUUAUUUUCCUGAUGAUGACAAUGUGUACAGUGUUGAACUCAGGGAACUUCUUAAUAGGAGAAGUGUCUCUAACCUGCUUGGAAGCAGUUUCCGUGACAGUCUUGAUCAGUUGAUACAGUCAUAUGUUGAAAGACAAGGUCAUGCAAACAUUGACUGGGAGCUGCAAGAAGCAACUCCUGCCUCAGUAGAGCAGGACCUUGAGCCACAGAGCAGGGAUGAAGUUGUUGGUCAGGAGGCUACUGUUAAUAGUCCACCUGACAUGCCCUCUUUACCUAUACCGCCUCCUCUGCCUCUUUGGGACCAGCACCCCCCUCGUGACAACUGGUCACAUAACAACAUAAAUAAUCAGCGUCUUGGAAUUGAUUGGGAGAUUGUUAAUGACUUGAGAAUUGACAUGGCUCGAUUACAGCAAAGGAUGAAUAACAUGCAGAGAAUGCUGGAGGCUUGUAUGGAUAUGCAGCUUGAGUUGCAGCGCUCUAUAAGACAAGAAGUUUCUGCAGCCCUAAAUCGCUCUGCCGAUUCAUCAGGAAUACAUGACUGCGAGUCACCAGAAGAUAAAUCUAAAUGGGAAUGUGUGAGAAAAGGACUUUGUUGUAUAUGCUGUGAAAACAAUAUCGAUUCUUUGUUGUACAGGUGUGGGCAUUUGUGUACAUGCGCCAAAUGUGCCAAUGAGUUGCUCCAAAGCAGAAGAAAGUGCCCAAUGUGUCAAGCUCCUGUGGUGGAGGUGAUACGUGCUUAUUCUAUACAAUAAUUUGACAUUAAAAUAAAGGUCACACUUUAACAAAAUACAGGAUUCUAACAAGUUUUAUCGCCUGGACGUUUCCAGGUACUCUUUUUCGUUGUUAAUUUUUUUUUUGUUUCUUACUGUGAUAACUGUAUUUAUGUCGAGUGUACAAUGGAACACAUGAUGGCAUUUUUUGGGGCCAUGAUUCCGAUAUGAAUAAAAAAUGUGUCGUUUUAAAGUUUC
Messenger RNA from Cajanus cajan (pigeon pea), 3174 nucleotides. RefSeq names its product Ring/U-Box superfamily protein. The record is from RefSeq and is a predicted model, not a curated record. Lineage: Eukaryota; Viridiplantae; Streptophyta; Magnoliopsida; Fabales; Fabaceae.